GGCGGGCCCAGGUGGGCGGGGUUCAGGGGCCCGGAAGAGCUGGCGCUGGAAUUAGAACCGGAGGAGCCUCCGGGGCUCCUCCGGCUGCCCGGGCGGUGGGUGUCUGACGCCUGAGCGCGGACGGCGCGGAGGUACCCUGUUUUUCUGUCAAGAGCUGACCAUGUCAGAGUGAAAGGAAGCUAUCUUUGCAGACUGCUAUCUGUGGAACCUUUGAAGACGGUAGAAUAGCAUUCGAUUCUGCAAGGAGCCUGUGGAUCAAGCUAUGGUGGAAGAUGUUUCGGAAAGGCAAAAAGCGCCACAGCAGUAGCAGUUCCCAGAGCAGUGAAAUCAGUACCAAGAGCAAGUCUGUAGACUCCAGCCUUGGGGGGCUCUCACGGUCCAGCACUGUGGCAAGCCUUGACACCGAUUCCACCAAGAGCUCAGGACAAAGCAACAACAAUUCAGACACCUGUGCAGAAUUUCGAAUAAAGUAUGUUGGUGCCAUUGAGAAACUGAAAAUCUCAGAGGGGAAAAGUCUCGAAGGGCCACUGGACCUGAUAAAUUAUAUAGAUGUUGCUCAGCAAGAUGGAAAGUUGCCCUUCGUUCCACUGGAGGAAGAAUUUAUUAUGGGAGUUUCCAAGUACGGUAUAAAAGUGUCCACAUCAGAUCAGUAUGACGUUCUGCAUCGGCACGCUCUGUAUUUAAUCAUCCGGAUGGUGUGUUACGACGAUGGUCUUGGGGCAGGAAAGAGUUUACUGGCUCUGAAGACCACAGAUGCGAGCAACCAAGAAUACAGCCUGUGGGUUUACCAGUGCAACAGCCUGGAACAAGCACAAGCAAUCUGCAAAGUUUUAUCCACUGCUUUCGACUCUGUAUUGACUUCUGAGAAACCUUGAAUUCUGCAAGGGGGAAGUAAGCUUCAUGUGCAAAUUCAGCUGUUUUCUCAAUAGUUUCUGUUUCCAGUCUGCAGUGUUGAACUGUUACGGAAAUAUGAGCAAUCUUUUGCUCUCGAUUUUCUGAAGAAAAUGCAGUGUAUAAAAUACCAGUCAUUUGUUUUUCUAGUAAAAUGUGUCUUAUUUAA
Dama dama (fallow deer) is the source of this 1060-nucleotide messenger RNA. RefSeq names its product integrin subunit beta 1 binding protein 1 (gene ITGB1BP1). Gene Ontology annotation, molecular function: integrin binding. Gene Ontology annotation, biological process: negative regulation of substrate adhesion-dependent cell spreading; negative regulation of focal adhesion assembly. Lineage: Eukaryota; Metazoa; Chordata; Mammalia; Artiodactyla; Cervidae. The record is from RefSeq and is a predicted model, not a curated record. The coding region runs from base 273 to 875 and encodes 200 amino acids. The transcript is spliced from 8 exons. Gene Ontology annotation, cellular component: cell periphery; cytoskeleton; lamellipodium.